CCUGCCUAGUUCCGUUCCGGGCAUCACCACCUAGCAAGGGAUUUGAAGUGGAAAAGCCACCCUAGGAGUGGAAUGCUCGGCUGGCGUCACGCGCAGGCAGGGUGUGUGUGCAUUCUAGGCCCCACGGCCAUAUAUACGAUGGUCUCCUAGCCACUUGGCCCGUCUGGAGUCUGGACGACUUUUCCCUUAUCAAGCACUACCCGGGCCCCAGUUCUCCAUCCGCAAGGCUUGUCAACCCUGCAGUGCAGCAAGUGGAUUACAACUUGCUUGUCUUCGAGUCCGCAGCGCAUCGACCUCCCGGCCUUGUCCCGCAUCCCUCGUUGUUGACCAACAGCCCAAACCUAACUGGCCUCGCGCCGCAGAACAAAAAACACUUUAAGAACCAUGAAGGACCCCGUUGUCAGAACCGCUUCUCCCUACAUCGAUCCCUCUGUCAAAGGACCUCGCUCGCAGCAACUCUCUUCUGAACAUCCCACAAACAUCCGCAAAAUGAUUUCCAAUACCGUCAACAAGACCGGCCUCCACCCGAGCGGUGUGCAGCCCCAACAUGAACACACUGAGCUAGAGGAGGAGCUCCACGAGAAGGCCCACAUCGACUAUGACAGAGUCGCUAUCAUUCCCAACCCCUCAGUGGCGGCCCUCUACGAGGACGCAUUGGUGUACGAGACGGGCACGGCCAUCACAUCGAGCGGCGCCUUGACCGCGUACUCGGGCAAGAAGACCGGGCGGUCGCCGCUAGACAAGCGUAUCGUCAAGGAGCCGACGUCCGAAAACGAUAUCUGGUGGGGCCCUGUGAACAAGCCGAUGACUCCCGAGGUGUGGAAAAUCAACCGCGAGCGCGCCAUUGACUACCUCAACACGCGGAAUCGCAUCUACGUCGUCGACGGCUACGCGGGAUGGGACGAGAAGUAUCGCAUCCGCGUGCGCGUCGUCUGCGCCCGCGCCUACCAUGCUCUCUUCAUGCGCAACAUGCUCAUCCGCCCGCCCCGUGAGGAGCUCGAGCACUUCCACCCCGACUACACCAUCUACAAUGCCGGCUCCUUCCCUGCCAACCGCUACACCGAGAGCAUGACCUCGGGCACCUCGGUCGCCAUCAACUUCGCCGAGAAGGAGAUGGUCAUCCUGGGCACCGAGUAUGCCGGCGAGAUGAAGAAGGGCGUCUUCACCGUCAUGUUCUACGAGGGUCCCAUCAAGCACAACAUCCUGACCCUGCACUCGUCCGCGAACGAGGGCCAGGACGGCGACGUAACCCUCUUCUUCGGCCUUUCAGGAACCGGCAAGACCACCUUGUCAGCUGACCCCAACCGCCGCCUCAUCGGUGACGACGAGCACUGCUGGAGCGACCGUGGCGUAUUCAACAUUGAGGGCGGCUGCUAUGCCAAGACCAUUGGCCUGUCGGCCGAGAAGGAGCCUGAUAUCUUUGGCGCCAUCCGCUACGGCUCGGUCCUCGAGAACGUCGUCUUCGACCAGGACACGCGCGAUGUCGACUACGACGACUCCACGCUGACCGAGAACACGCGGUGCGCGUACCCGAUCGAGUACAUCAGCAACGCCAAGAUCCCGUGUCUCUCGCCCAGCCACCCGUCCAACAUCAUCCUACUCACCUGCGACGCCAGGGGUGUGCUACCGCCCAUCUCCAAGCUGAACAGCGCCCAGACCAUGUUCCACUUCAUCAGCGGCUACACCUCCAAGAUGGCCGGCACCGAGGACGGCAUCCUGGAGCCCCAGGCCACCUUCUCGUCGUGCUUCGCCCAGCCCUUCCUCGCGCUGCACCCCAUGCGCUACGCCAAGAUGCUCGCCGACAAGAUGGAGAACCACAACACCAACGCGUGGCUGCUCAACACGGGCUGGGUCGGCGCCGGCUUCGCCCACGGCGGCAAGCGCUGCCCGCUCAAGUACACGCGCGCCAUCCUCGACGCCAUCCACAGCGGCGAGCUGGCCAAGGUCGAGUACGAGAACUACGAGGUCUUCAACCUCUCGGUGCCCCAGACCUGCCCCAACGUGCCCGCCGAGCUCCUCAACCCCAAGAAGGCCUGGACCGCCGGCAGCGACAGCUUCAACAAGGAGGUCACCAAGCUCGGCUCCCUUUUCCUCGAGAACUUCAAGAAGUACUCGAGCGAGGCCACCGAGGACGUCAUCAAGGCCGGCCCCGUCGUAUAAAGCCAUGUCACGACCCCACAACGAAUCAUUUGCGGCUUUUCUUCUUUUCUAAUGAUAAGAGAAAAGAGAAAUAAUGCGCCAAGAUCCGAUUCCUAUUGUGCUCUUAGCCGAACGCCCUACCCGUCGCUCUAGCAGAUGAAAUAGUCGACGAAAGAUGAAAAUCACCCCCUUUUCUUUCAAGACACGUCGUGCUGCGAAUCAGCAUUGCAUGCAUUGCCUCUAGGCGCUCUUUCUUUUUUUUUUUUUUUUUUU
This is a messenger RNA of Lasiosphaeria miniovina, 2412 nucleotides long. RefSeq names its product phosphoenolpyruvate carboxykinase-domain-containing protein. Gene Ontology annotation, biological process: gluconeogenesis. The record is from RefSeq and is a predicted model, not a curated record. Gene Ontology annotation, cellular component: cytosol. The coding region runs from base 385 to 2160 and encodes 591 amino acids. Gene Ontology annotation, molecular function: ATP binding; phosphoenolpyruvate carboxykinase (ATP) activity. Lineage: Eukaryota; Fungi; Ascomycota; Sordariomycetes; Sordariales; Lasiosphaeriaceae. The transcript has 7 exons.